Actinia tenebrosa (Australian red waratah sea anemone) is the source of this 1257-nucleotide messenger RNA. RefSeq names its product tolloid-like protein 2. Lineage: Eukaryota; Metazoa; Cnidaria; Anthozoa; Actiniaria; Actiniidae. The record is from RefSeq and is a predicted model, not a curated record.
ACCAAUCACGACUUGUUUCAGCUUGACACACUAUUUUUAUUAAACUGGCCCUGUAAAGAUUACAGGGAUUAUCGCUUCAUGAACAGUUCACUAUGAUUACCUCUCUCGUUCCCUCGCAGAACAUUGCACAGUGGGUUUGUGCUGUCUUGAUCAUCGCCUUUAUUGCACAAGCUUCUCUGGUGACUGCCUGUUCUGACGGUAAGACUAAAGUUCAAGAAAAAGCAUCUCUCAAGCCUCGGUGGAUGUAUAAAGUACAAUCUCCAGGUUUCCCAAACAAUUAUCCUCCCAACACCAACUGUUCCUGGACUUUCACUGCACCAGGAGAUUACGAGCUUUUGGUUGCUUUAAGACACUUCCAGGUGGAACCUUCCAAGGAAUGUCGAAGCGAUUAUCUGCAUGUGUCAUUUACUGACCACCCUAUUCCUAACUGGCGGCGGUAUUGCUCAGUUCUGUCUGAUAACUACAUCAACUCUUUACACUUGAAGCGUAAGAUACAUUUAGUGCCCUCUCAACGAAUGACUCUUCUGUUUAUAUCUGAUAACAGUUCUGAGUUCAAAGGGUUUGAAGGAGAAGUGAGACUCAUUGCACCAGCACUUGUUCCUCCCAAUAAUAAAGAGGAGUACUGUGUAAAUCGUCUGAAUGAUACAAGUGGUACCUUUUCAAGUCCUAAACACCCUCAUCCAUACCCGACCAAUAUGUCAUGUACUUGGCACAUCGCUGUGCCUGAUGGGAAAAAAGUUCAUCUAAGGUUCACCUCAUUUGAUCUGGAAAAUGCAACGAACAAGGAUGGAGACUGCACCAAUGAUUACGUAGAGAUUCGUGAGGGAGUCUGGGGCCGACGUGGAGGAAUAAUUCUUGGCAGGCUCUGUGGUAAUAAAGAUACUCGUAAAGUAAUUGAGUCUCCCUCURACCAGAUGUGGGUUCGUUUUGUUAGUGACAAUGAUCCCUCUAACAAACACAAAGGAUUUUACGCUGAAUUUAAGGAUUCAACGUGGAGUUCUGGAUCAAGGUUUUUGUCAUCGUUCAAUUAUAUUUGUGUUGGAGUUAUCUUCGUGUUUAUAUGGUUUUAAAUGAAGUCUAUAGGUUAUAUUAGUUGUCGAGAGAAAGUGUAGCCGAGAUAAGCAAGACGUUUGAGCUGUGCGUGUGUCCUCUGAUAUAAACAUGGAGUUUUCAAACGUUUCGACCAAUCAAAGCGCGCCUAGCAUCUCAAAUAUUUUACGAAUAGUUAUAUAAACGGUCAAUAAAUUCUUGAUUUUA